Messenger RNA from Solanum dulcamara, 687 nucleotides. RefSeq lists its product as uncharacterized. The record is from RefSeq and is a predicted model, not a curated record. The coding region runs from base 1 to 687 and encodes 228 amino acids. Lineage: Eukaryota; Viridiplantae; Streptophyta; Magnoliopsida; Solanales; Solanaceae. The transcript is spliced from 2 exons.
AUGUUGCCUAGAGGGAACAAGUUUGAUUCUAGAGUAAGGAAGACUGUCCUACUUGGCUAUGAAGAAACACAAAAAGGUUAUAGACUUUUUGACAUGGAAGCUGGUGCUUUUCUGGUUAGUAGGGAUGUCAGCUUUAGGGAAUCUAUAUUUCCUUUUAAGGGGGCUAAGAUAGAUCUUGAUGACAUCCUUUGUCCUGCCCCUGCACAAGAUAUACAUGAGCAUGCUUUGCCAAUUGCAAUUGAUAGAGAACAGACUAUGCAGGAAGAAACUAAUAAGACUUUGCCAGUAGAAGGAGUAAAUAUUGGUGAAUCUUCAGUAGCAGAGCUACCUGAAGCUGUGAUAGAAAGGUCAGACAAUAUAGAAAAUAUGAUAAAUGAUACCACAUGUCCAGAAGAGGUUGUAGGAGCAGGUCCUCUUCAUGGCAUACCAGCAGAACCAGAAGAUUUUGUAGUAUCUAAGAAGACAGCCAACCAGGCAUCUGUGUUUCCCAUUUCUGAUUUUAUCUCCUAUACCAAUUUAUCUCCUAACUAUCAAACAUACUUAAGUGCUUUUUCAGCAGCACUUGAACCUCAAUCAUUCCAAGAGGCUUCUAAAGAUCAGAGGUGGAUUGAAGCAAUGGAGAAAGAGAUACAGGCCUUGAAAGAGAAUCAUACAUGGAAUAUAGUUGAUCUUCCAAUUGAUAAGUAG